Asparagus officinalis (garden asparagus) is the source of this 673-nucleotide messenger RNA. RefSeq lists its product as uncharacterized. Gene Ontology annotation, cellular component: mitochondrial inner membrane. Bases 96 to 392 code for a protein of 98 amino acids. The record is from RefSeq and is a predicted model, not a curated record. Lineage: Eukaryota; Viridiplantae; Streptophyta; Magnoliopsida; Asparagales; Asparagaceae. The transcript has 3 exons. Gene Ontology annotation, biological process: mitochondrial respiratory chain complex IV assembly.
UCACCCCAUAGAUUCCUUCAAAGAGGAAUAAUAAAAAAAUAAUAAAAAAAUAAUAAAAAAAUAAUAAAAAAAUAAAAAAACUUGCAAGCUCUAAAAUGGCGGAGGAACCGAGCAAGAUCGAAUCGAUCAGGAAAUGGGUCGUGCAGCACAAGCUCCGAACCGUCGCUUGCCUUUGGCUGAGUGGAAUUGGGGGCUCGGUGGCUUACAAUUGGUCGAGGCCCAACAUGAAACCUAGCGUUAAGAUCAUUCAUGCAAGGUUGCAUGCUCAGGCUCUCACCCUUGCUGCCUUAGUGGGAGCAGCAGCAGUUGAAUACAUCGACCAUCGAUCUAGUUCUGGAACCAAUACUAGCAAAUACCCAAAGCAACUUUUGCACCAUCAGCACGAGGACUAAAGAUCUUUUAGCAACUGCUUGUCUGCUUUGAUUCCAUCAUUUCAUUUGUUUUGAGAUGGUUAUACUGCGAUCAACCGGUAAAAUGAUGAGUUAUGGGCUGGUAGAGGAUACUUUCGCAAUUAUGUGAAGCUCCUUUUUGUGCAAGCGGUGCUCAAGAGUUUGUGAUGUAUUAAUAAUAAUGUUUGCUUUGAAUCAUUGUAUUUCAGAGAGUUUUACAGGACAUGUUUUCACUGUUGAUACUGUUAUCACGAUUGAAAAAUCAUAUUGCGCACAUUGCGGCA